AUGAUUCAGAGAAAGAGAACUAAGAUCGAUUCUUUCCGGGGUAGCCCUUCUCCUGACUGCAAUGGCUGGAAGCGGUCAUACAAUAGGGCUGCAAAUGCGACGGUAACCUUGUUCGACGUCGUGGCUGACCGCCUAAAAGUGGAAAAGGAUACAAAUUCAAACAAGGAGGUCAUCGCAGAAGUUAGGUUAUUACUACAAGGUAGUGGUCUGGAAAAGGCUUCUUCCGCCCAUUUCCGGGAAAACCCCGUCCUGGGUGUUGAGCAGCCUAAGCAGCCUCCACGUGGUGGAUUUAAGCUUGUCCGGGAACUGGCCGCAAUAGGAGAAGCACUUUGCUGGUUUACGUUUCUGCCGUUUAUGAACUCCUCUGCUUUUACUGCCGCAGUCGAGGAAGUCGUUAAGCAGUUUGGAGAAUCUUCGACAGAAGCUAGUUAUUCGACUCAUGGCAAGGAAAACUGGGAAACGCCUAGUGUAACCUCUCGAUUCUCUUCCUCUGUACUACUACAAUUCUUGGAACAUUUGGAGCUACUUUGCGACAUUGGGCAUUCUUUGGCUGGCGCUGCUAUCGCCUACAGCAUGCAAGGAUUUGGAGCAACAGCUGCCGCGAACAUUGCCGUGACAUACGUCGUUGAUUUCGAUCACCCAGUGAGUAGUACCACCAAUCAAGGAUACCAGAAAUUGAUGGCCAAAAUUGUCAGUCAGGAGUGA
Messenger RNA from Talaromyces atroroseus, 705 nucleotides. RefSeq lists its product as hypothetical. The transcript is spliced from 4 exons. Lineage: Eukaryota; Fungi; Ascomycota; Eurotiomycetes; Eurotiales; Trichocomaceae. The coding region runs from base 1 to 705 and encodes 234 amino acids. The record is from RefSeq and is a predicted model, not a curated record.